Messenger RNA from Rhineura floridana, 4712 nucleotides. RefSeq names its product leucine rich repeat containing 9 (gene LRRC9). Gene Ontology annotation, molecular function: protein binding. NCBI's taxonomy places the organism in Eukaryota, Metazoa, Chordata, Lepidosauria, Squamata, Rhineuridae. The transcript has 33 exons. The coding region runs from base 164 to 4684 and encodes 1506 amino acids. The record is from RefSeq and is a predicted model, not a curated record.
ACCGUACACAGCCUGGCCUAGGCUUAGGCCGCAGUCUAGGCUCCAGUUUCAGAAGAACAAGUUGAAAUGGAAAUGGACUGCCUUCAAUCCCGACUUAUGGCGACCCUGUGAAUAGGGAUUUCAUGGUCCUAUGAUAUGACCAUUAAGCUGAAAUGCUCAGAAAAUGAUCCAAAGCGAUACUCAAAACCAGGUUGCUUCUGAUGAAAUAAUCAAAGAGCUGUGCACCUGUAAUGGACUAUCUUACGAUAGAAUUGAGGGAGAAGGAUCAUCAAUGACAAGCCUGGAGAUGUUUUUCUCAGGCUACCCCAAAAUAGUAGGCCUGUCCCAUUUCCCCAAUUUAACAAGGCUAGUUCUUGUCAGACAGACCAUCCAACAGAUUUCUGACCUGGAGAACUGCCCUUUACUUAAAGAGCUGUGGGUGGCUGAAUGCUGCUUGACAAAAAUUGAUGGGUUGCAAAAAUGUAUUUUUUUGCAAAAGCUUUACCUUUAUUGCAAUAUGAUUUCAAGUAUUGAAAAUCUGGAGAAGCUAACAAAGCUGGAAGUUGUUUGGCUUAAUGGGAACCAGAUUAAAGAAAUAGAGGGGCUGAUUGCACUACAGAAGUUGAAAGAUCUCAACCUCGCUGGGAAUUUAAUUAGUAAAAUUGGAUAUCGCUUGGAUCCCAGUGGAAAAAUAGAAAAGUUAAACCUGUCUGGUAACAGAAUAUGUUCCUUUAAGGAAAUCACCAAUUUGGCAAGGCUUCCUUAUUUAGCAGAUCUGUGUCUGAAUGACCCCCAGUACAAUCCCAACCCGGUUUGUCUCCUUUGUAAUUAUGCAACACACGUGCUGUACCAUAUUCCUCAGCUUCAAAGGCUUGAUACGUACGAUGUAUCCUCUAAACAGAUCAAGGAUCUGGCAGAGACCACGGUGAUGAAAAAAGUGAUGUACUACAACAUGCGUAUCAAGAGUGCUCACAGACAACUGAACGAGGAGCUUGAAAAGCUAAAGGAAAGGAAGUACAAGCUGCAGAAGUUGCCGGAAGAUCGCAUUAAGCAUUUCAGCUACAACGUCAAGCAUCUGGAACGUGAACGGGUGGAACUUCAGGCAUCCGGCAAAAUGCAGACUAGCAAAGUUGUUUCAAGCCAAAACUUUGAAUGCGAGAAAUCGGAUGGGGAGAGUUCAGUUGACAGUCCAGAUGAGACCCCGGAGGAAUCCAGUCUUGAGCAGAGGUUUAUGCAUAAAUUAGACUCUCUCAAAAGAAGAAUAAACUUCUGGAGCAAAAAACUAGAGGAAGUUGAAACGAUUUAUCAAGUAGAAGUCAAGAAGAAGAAGAAAGCCAGUAAUUUGGCAGUGCAGUUUUUGCUUACUGAACUGGAAACGGUGGGAAACACCCGCUUCGAAGAGGGGUCCCCUAGUGAUACCUGGUUUAAUUCCUGCUAUGAAUUAAUUCUAUCCCGAUUCUGUGCCUGGGACUUCAAAGCAUACGGCAUCACAGGAGUGAAAGUAAAUCGUGUCAUUAGGUUGCACAACCGGAUUCUGCGGCUGAGAUUUGAGGAGAAGUUCCAGUUCUUUUUGGACAAGGAAGAUUUAAAUGAGUCCAUAAACUACCGGAAGAUGCUGGAAUAUCUCUUCUAUGUAUCUCCCCCAGACGUGCCCUUGAAGAAAAAUCAGUUGAUCCAAAUCUUAGAAGAAGGCUUCCAGGAAACAAAAAAGGUGCCUGGAAGCAAAGAAGGCAUUCUACUCUCCAACAGUCUAAGUAUCUGUGAAUGUCCAAGGAUUGAAUAUUUGCAAACACAAGGCAGAAGCCGAGGAGACUCUGAGGAUCCAUUCAGGCGCGGGAAACUCAUAAUUGCAAAAGUCUUUCUUGGCCAUAGCACUCCAGCGCAUGAGACAGAGCCCAUCACUCAGGCCAGCUAUCCUGGGGCCAAUUCUGUCUACAGGUCUCGCAGGCCCUCCCUGAAUGCCAUCUGUACAGCCAACAGUGAGACUGUGGAUCAACAAGAGAAACCAAAGUCUUCAGAAGUCUGUUCUUCCAUGGAGUAUGAGAACUGCGACUGCAACCUUCGACAGUGCGAGUGGUUUGUCUUUGAUCACAACCUAGUUUUGCCAGAGUACGUCGUUGAGUUCGAAUACAUCACAUCGGUCAAAGUGGAAGCUCUGUUCUCGUCACUCAGCAAUGUGAUUGGGGAGGAAGGGCGGAGAAAUGCGGCAGGCUUUGUGUUGUCUCGGGAUCUACAACGGGACGAUGAAGUUUUAAGCAUGAAGCCUAUCAUUAAGCCCAAGCCCAAAAUAGUUUGCUUGGAUGAAAAAACUGUGCUAGCGGUCGCAAAGGCCAACAUUUACAGUCAGAUAAUGAUUCUGAAUCUGCACGGAAACAGGUUGAGCAAACUCCGAGAUAUCUCCAAGCUCACUGGGCUUCGCAAGCUCAUCAUAAGUUUUAAUGAAUUCACAUGCUUAGAUGACGUUUACCACUUGCCAAAUCUGGAAUAUUUUGACGCCAGCCAUAAUCAUGUGAUCACCCUGGAGGGCAUUAGAGGCUUAAACAAACUAAAACAUUUGGACUUGAGCUGGAACCAGCUGAAAAAGGCUGGGGAAGAAAUUGGCGUUUUACGGAAACACACACCAAUGGUGCUCAGUUUGGAUAUCCGACACAACCCAUGGCACAAGCCGGCUUCCGUGCGUUUGAGUGUGAUUGGCCAGCUGAGGGCUCUGACACAUUUUGAUGGAAUUUUGAUCACUGAGGAGGAGGCAGCUGCUGCUAUCCAGUUUAUGGCAGACUCUAAAAUCACUCAGGCGUCUCUAGUGGAGCAUUCUCGAACCGAUCAAGAGAGGCUGCGUAUACUUAGUGUCCUGCCAUAUGCCAAGAUCCUGACCCAGAUUAGCGAGAACAAAGUGGAGGUAUUUCAGAACAACUGGCUUUCUAGGAUCACUAUGUUAGACCUGGACGGGCAACAUCUCUGCAGGAUCAACGGCUUGGAAAAGUUAGAGAAUUUGCGGUGGGCAUCCUUUAGCAACAAUAAUCUCACUAAAAUAGAAGGGCUGGAUUAUUGCCAUAAUCUGGAAGAGCUCACAGUAGAUGGAAACUGCAUCUGCACCCUGGAGGGAAUUUCGAAGCUCUGCAAGCUCAUGAGGCUGAGCGCCAACAACAAUCACCUCACCAGCCUGGAGAGGAAUGUUUUUGAUAACUUGGUGCAUCUCCAUUACCUCUCUCUCGAGAACAACCGAAUCACCUCCCUGGCUGGCUUGCAAAAAGCCUACGCACUCAUUGAGCUUUACAUAAGUAACAACUACGUUUCCUCCAACCAAGAAAUCUAUCAACUAAAGGGGCUAAAUAAUCUGGUCAUCCUGGACAUGUAUGGAAAUCUGAUUGUUUGGAAGCAGGAUAACUACCGGCUGUUUGUCAUUUUCCAUAUCCCAUCUCUGAAAGCCUUGGACUGCAUUGCGGUGGAAGCAACUGAAAUUGAAAAUGCUAAAGAUUUAUUUGGGGGCAAACUGAAUGCUGAUAUGAUCGCAGAAAGACUGGGACAUUCAAACUUCAGCAAAAUGCAAGAAUUAAACUGGACAGCCUCUAUGAUCAGAAUGGUUGAUCUUGCACCAGCAGACCAGUUCAAAAACAUCACCAGCGUGAAUUUGCAGAACAAUAAUCUCACCUCUUUCAGUGGUUUGGUCUAUCUCCCUAAUGUCAAGGUUCUCUGCCUAAACUACAAUCAUAUUGACUCAAUCCUCCCCAGACAAAAGCCUCCAAAUCACUUAACCAACAGGCAGCUGCUGUAUCAGAAAGUGACAUCCAGUGGCUAUGGACAGCAUGGAGCUUCCAAAGGCAGCAGGGAUGGAGGAGGCAAUGAAAGUUUGCCUCCGAUAAUGGAGAGUUUAGAGGUCCUCCAUUUGGGCUACAACGGAAUUACCAAUUUGGCCUUGUUGCAGAUUAGCAGGCUAAAAAAUCUGAAGUUUCUCUUUUUACAGGGCAACGAGAUAAGCCAAAUCGAAGGGCUUGAUGGUCUGCAGCUUCUGCAGGAAUUGGUGCUAGAUCAUAACCGAGUUAAAGCAAUCAAUGAGAAUUCAUUUGCUAAACAGAGCUCCUUGGUGGCGCUUCACCUGGAGGAGAACCGCCUGAGAGAACUGAACAAUUUGCAUUGCUUGGUGAAACUGCAGAAGCUUUUCCUUGGCCUCAAUAGAAUUCAGGAUUUGUCAGAACUUGAAAAACUCGAUUGCCUUCCAUGCAUUAAAGAGCUCUCAAUAUACGGAAAUCCAGUGUCCCGGAAGAUUUGCCAUCGCCCGCUUCUUGUGUUCAACUUGCCUAACCUCCAGGUGCUGGACGGAGUAACAGUCAGCCCAGAAGAGAGGGCAAGGGCCGAAGUCCAUUUGCUAGAACAGCAAGUCUUUCCUCCUGCUAACUCUCCAAUAGAUUGUGGAUUCCCCGGAUUGCAGACUACUUUCCCCAAACCUUGUGCCAUGAGGAUAGCCAACUUUAACGUGCCUGCGGGUAUCAGCCAUUUAUACGGGGCUGAUUUUAUCUUUCCUCCUCAUACUGCUGAUGACCUGUUUGGAAGUGAGGUUAACAAAAGUAAGAAAUCAAAAAACUUAACACAGGGAACAUGCACCCCUCGGAGCGUCCAUGCAGAAGCUGCCAUCAGGCAAGCCAGAGCUGCCUCUGCUAACCUUCCAACCCACGGAACAUCACAGAGUGGUCCUUCCCGAACAACAUAAACCUACCACACCAGCAAGGAAAAUGAAG